This is a messenger RNA of Achroia grisella, 1528 nucleotides long. RefSeq names its product homeobox protein BarH-like 1b. Lineage: Eukaryota; Metazoa; Arthropoda; Insecta; Lepidoptera; Pyralidae. The transcript has 2 exons. Gene Ontology annotation, molecular function: DNA binding; DNA-binding transcription factor activity, RNA polymerase II-specific. Bases 114 to 1028 code for a protein of 304 amino acids. The record is from RefSeq and is a predicted model, not a curated record. Gene Ontology annotation, biological process: regulation of DNA-templated transcription.
UCGAUCCGUUAACCGUAUUUUGUGUUAGCUUGAUGUUUUGUGAGAUAAACACAACCGGCGGAACACUUCGUACUAAACUGUGACUGUUGUGUGAUGGAUUUGUGAACUGAACGAUGGAGGAGGAGUCUAUGUCUGGACAUAGUUGUUCUGAAGACGAUAUUAGUGUUGGGCGACCGUCACCGGCACCUUCGCGGUCACCGUCACCCCACGACUACUUUAGACCCUUAAAACGGCUGAAGAUGGCUUCGGAGCCAGCCGAGGAACGGCGAGGGGAAGGUGUGAAAAGUUUUUCUAUUUUGGACAUUUUAUCGCAUAGCCCGCGUACACCUCCGCGCAUAGUUCGACCCUGGGACGCGUCUGGAUUUGAAAGAUUGCAGCGGCUACAGCGCUUGGCUGGUGCUGCUUUAUUAGACGGAGAGCGAUGGAGACUGGCAGCUUUGGGUCUUUUGAGGCCGAGGGAUAUGGCGCCAGCGGAAUGCUGUGAUUCAGCUUCGGAGCGGUCCUCAUCAGCAUCAGACUGCUGCUCGGAGCCGCGGAGAGCUUCGCAGCAGGGCUCUACCGCGCCCCACACUCCCCUGGAUGCUCUGUUCCACAUGACGAGCAAAACUUUUGAAGCUAACAAUGCUGACAAUGGAGAUGGUCAGUCAAAUCACUUGAAUCUCUUCAACUCCAGACCACAGCCGAAAAAGAAGAGAAAAUCACGAACAGCUUUCACAAAUCAUCAAAUAUUCGAAUUGGAGAAACGGUUUCUUUACCAGAAGUAUUUAUCGCCGGCCGACAGAGACGAGAUAGCUAGUUCCUUAGGACUCUCCAAUGCCCAAGUAAUCACAUGGUUUCAAAACAGACGAGCAAAACUGAAGCGAGAUAUGGAGGAACUCAAAAAGGAUGUAGAGAGCGCUAAAGUACUCUCGGCGCAUAAGAGUUUCUUAGAAAACGUGACUGAUUUGGGAAUACUGAAGAAGAAAGCCAUGAGUAUAGGUGCGAGCGAGGAGGCGGCUACAAAUCUUGUCGUGAAUGCGUCAAAAUGAAACGAGGCGGCGCGGGCGAUCGCGCCUAGUGCUAACUACAAUCGUCGCGUACUCGAUUAUUAAAUCGAUUUCGAUUAUGAACUUUAUGUGCAACACUAUUUAAUUUUCGAAACAGACUCAUUAGUGACGUUAGCUCAUCCCUUCACUAAUCUAGAAUAGUCAAGUACAUCACUAUUUAAAUAUAAUUGUAAAUAAAUACAUACGAGGUUGUAGUUUAUCGUUGUACAAAAUACAUUAUGAAGAAGCUUCGAAAUAAAUGUGAUAGUUGAUUUUAUUAUUUAAGUACUUAACAUUAUAUAGAGAUACUAUAAUUAUUUAUUGUGGACAGGUUGUUAUUGUCUGGCAUAUAGAAAUAGGUAUAGCAAUGUUUAACCAGUGAAGAAAAUAAUUUAUUAUCUUUUUAUAUAUUAGAAAUUAAUAUUUACUUUUAAAAGUGCAAUAUAAAAAUACAAACUUUGUUUCUAUAGACCAGCGAUAUUAUACUUGCAAAUCCAAUUUUG